Molecule: messenger RNA, 2345 nt
Organism: Phascolarctos cinereus (koala)
Lineage: Eukaryota; Metazoa; Chordata; Mammalia; Diprotodontia; Phascolarctidae
Product: SPARC
Biological process (GO): anatomical structure development
Molecular function (GO): calcium ion binding; extracellular matrix binding; collagen binding
Source: RefSeq, a predicted model, not a curated record
GGUUUCCUGUUGCUUGCUUCUAAACCCUCCAGAUUCCUCCAGACCUUCAGACUGCCCGAAGCUCUCUGCUGACUGAACUGCCUGCUGCCCAGUCACUGAGGGUUGCUAGCACCAUGAGGGCUUGGAUUUUCUUUGUCCUUUGCCUGGCAGGCAGGGCACUAGCAGCACCUCAGCAGCAGGAAGCGCUUCCUGAUGAGGUCGAAGUGGUGGAGGAGCCAGUCGCCGAGGUAACCGAGGGGCCUGUGGGUGCCAACCCUGUCCAGGUUGAGGUUGGAGAGUUUGAUGAACCUGCAGAGGAGACUGAGGAGGUUGUAGCCGAAAAUCCUUGCCAAAACCACCACUGCAAACAUGGCAAGAUCUGUGAGCUGGAUGAGAACAACUCUCCCAUGUGCGUGUGCCAGGACCCUACCAGCUGCCCUGCCCCUGUAGGAGAGUUUGAGAAGGUUUGUAGCAACGACAACAAGACGUUCGACUCCUCCUGCCACUUUUUUGCCACCAAAUGCACCCUGGAGGGAACCAAGAAGGGGCACAAACUCCACCUGGACUACAUCGGGCCCUGCAAAUACAUUGCCCCAUGCCUGGACUCUGAGCUGAGCGAGUUUCCCCUGCGCAUGCGUGACUGGCUGAAGAACGUGUUGGUCACCCUUUAUGAGCGUGACGAGGACAACAACCUGCUGACUGAGAAGCAGAAACUCAAAGUCAAGAAGAUCCAUGAGAACGAGAAGCGCCUGGAAGCUGGUGACCACCCAGUGGAGCUGCUGGCCCGGGACUUUGAGAAGAACUACCAAAUGUACAUCUUCCCCGUGCACUGGCAGUUCGGCCAGCUGGACCAGCACCCCAUUGAUGGGUACCUCUCCCACACUGAACUGGCCCCACUUCGGGCCCCGCUCAUUCCCAUGGAGCAUUGCACCACUCGCUUCUUUGAAACCUGUGACCUGGACAAUGACAAGUACAUUGCCCUGGAUGAAUGGGCCGGCUGUUUUGGCAUCAAGGAUCAGGAUAUCGACAAGGACCUGGUGAUCUAAGCCAGAAGCCUCUUUCCUGGUGGCCCAAGUUUUCUUUCCUUACCUCCCGACUUCCUAUUUUCUUUUAUAAUUAAUGUGUGUGGUUGGUUUGUUCUUUCUCCCUGGGGAUGAGGUGCUAAUAUAGGUCUAAGAUGUGUGUAUUAACGGUGCUAAAAACCAAACGGAAAAUGAAGCCGUGACUUUCUGGCUGUCUAACCUACCCUAUCUGAGGGCCGCUCACUCACUCAAUUACUUCUGCUAGUCUUCUUCUUCUUCUUCUUUCUUCUGCAGCAAUGCUUACUGAUUCCAUGGUGUACGGGGAGCAAUUCCAAUCCACUUUGAUCCACCCUACGUGGCGGCCCUCCUUUUUGGUUCAGAUCCACACUCUAAUUUUUAAAACCGAAUAACUCACAGUCAGGUUCUGCAGUUCUUUUAACUCCAGGGCAUCAGCCCCUGGCCCAUGGGCGAGGGAGAGGAAGGGGAUGAGCAGAGGAUGUUGGAAAUGAUGGUGAAUUUAAGAAAGUAGUGGAAUGGUCCUGGGUGGAGAUUUCCUGGGGUCUUCCCCAGAGAAGGAGAAACCAGUGUAAAGGAAAGCAAAAAAAAAAAAUCCAGAAGUACUUCAAUUGAACAAUAAUUUGUCAAAACAAAAGCAGAGAAAAAGAAAGACAAAGAAAAGCAGAGACUGUAAAUUCAGAAACCAUCACACACACCCAGGCCCUCCCUCCCCUCACCCCACAAAACAUAAACUGAAGAAAAUGCUCUCCACUGUUAUUUCUGUCCCAUUGCUCUAACAUUGGGCUGUUUCUUCUGCAUUCUGCUUAGUAGGACCCCCUACCUCCCUCAAGGCACACUACCCCCUUGCUCUAGAAGCUUGUUUCUACUCUUGUAUCUCUUAUCUUUAAAUUCUUGCCCCCCUCAGGGAAGCCCCAAAUUUGUAUGCUGUUUCGGACAAAGGACCAAAAAAACACCCUAUGCCCAGUGGAGCUCGCUGUUCCACUGCUGUGGCUGAUCCCUGGAGGGGCUUUCCUAGCUUCUGUCUGUUCUGUGUGUGUGUGUGUGUGUGUGUGUGUGUGUGUGUGUGUGUGUGUGCGCCUGUGUGUGUGUGUGUGUGUGCCUGUGUGUGUGAGGGUGUGUGAGGGGUUUUUGUUUGUUUGUUUUUAAUGAAGAUAAGAUCUUCACUGUGAAAGGGAUGUCAACUCUCUCAGGAGAUUGAGGACCCUUUCACCUCCAGUGUUCCAUGUGCUGCUGCUUCUCAUUAAUCCUCUACAGUCUUGCCACGUGGUGUGAGCAAUCUGACAAGUUUCAGAAUAAAAAGUAAUUACUUGGAAACCUGCAGACUCA